This is a messenger RNA of Daucus carota subsp. sativus, 1036 nucleotides long. RefSeq lists its product as uncharacterized. The record is from RefSeq and is a predicted model, not a curated record. NCBI's taxonomy places the organism in Eukaryota, Viridiplantae, Streptophyta, Magnoliopsida, Apiales, Apiaceae. Gene Ontology annotation, molecular function: protein dimerization activity. Bases 1 to 807 code for a protein of 268 amino acids. The transcript has 2 exons.
AUGUUGAGAGAAGAUGAUAAGGACGCUGCUGUGUUGCAUCUUAUUUAUGAUAUGUGGGACUCUAUGAUAGAGAAUGUGAAGAAGGUUAUAUUUACACAUGAAGGUGAGGAUUUGAUUACUGGGAAAUCAGAAUUUUUUGAAGCUAUUCACCAUAUAUUGGUGAGCAGGUGGAAUAAAAGUAACACGGCACUACACUGCCUUGCCCACUCUUUGGUGCCUAAAUACUAUUGUGAAGGCUGGCUUCGAGGGGGGAAUAAUGGAAUAAUGAGAAUCUCUCCACAUGAAGAUGAAGAAGUUUCUAUUAAUAGAAACAAAUGUUUCAAGAGGUUGUUUCUAAAUCCUACUGACUUGCAAAAAGUCUUUACCGAGUUCGGAGCUUUUUCUACAGGAAGUGGGUAUUUCAAUCAGGCUCAUGUCAUUGAUGGUAGAAUUACAGAGAGUGCAGUUUCUUGGUGGGAAAAUCAUAGAACAAGUACGCCAAUGUUACAAGCUUUAGCGUUCAAAUUACUUGAACAACCAGCUUCUUCUUCGUGUAUUGAGAGAAAUUGGAGCACUUACUCACUAAUUCAAACAGUGAAGAGAAACAGAUUGGAGACAUCCACGACGGAAGACUUAGUUUUUGUGCAUAAUAACCUCCGUGUGCUUUCACGUAAGGAUGAUGAAUAUGUCAAAGGACCUUCAAAAUUGUGGGAUGUUUGUGGAGACAAUUUUGAUCCCGAUGGAAAUAUUGGAGAAUUUGCUCAGCUCUCACUUGAUGAACCAGAAUUUGAAGCAAUGAUACAGGAUGGGGAGGAGGAAGACAUCUAGCUUAUUUGAAGACCUGAAUUUUCAUUCUAUAUCUUUUCACUUUCAUUUUAAUUGUUACUGUUAAGUCUAAGUUAAUUUACAAAACUGUUAUGCACUGAUGCUUGAGUAUGGAACUUUGGCUUUUUGGUACUAAUUCUUAUGUUUAGUUUAAGUAUGAAACUCAGAUUUGGAGAAUCAAUUUUAAUGGUGUGUUAAAAAUGAGGCAGGAAGACAUUUAUAUUUUGUUUGC